GGGCUGCACCGGGUGUCCCUGCCGCAUCCGCACACACAGCUAGACGCCGCAGCCAACGCGGCCCCGUGGGAAACCGCGGCAGCGGACGGGACUGCGCAGGCGCGGCCCCGCCGCCGCCUCGGCGCGCGCGUCACUUCCCGCCUGGGCCGGCGGCCCGCGGCGGAGCGCGGCCCCAUCCUGACCCCCGGCGCGGGCCUGCUCAGGGAGGGCCGGCAUGGAGAAGCUGCGGCGGGUGCUGGCCGGGCAGGACGAUGAGGAGCAGGGACUGACGGCGCAGGUCCUUGAUGCCUCAACACUCAGCUUUGGUACUCGAGUCAGAUGGUUUGCCAUAUGCUUUAUUGCUGGCAUUUUAUGUUCUUUUCUUGGAACAGCAUUGCUAUGGCUCCCAAAGGGGAUUAAACUUUUUGCAGUGUUCUAUACCCUGGGAAAUAUUGCUGCUCUUGCCAGUACGUGUUUCCUGAUGGGGCCGCUGAAGCAACUGAAAGCAAUGUUUGAUCCAAAACGAUUAAUAGCUACGAUUGUGAUGUUGUUUUGCCUAAUAUUGACUCUGUGUGCUGUAUUCUGGUGGAACAAGAAAGGUUUGGCAAUGUUAUUCUGCAUAUUGCAGUUCUUGGCAAUGACCUGGUAUAGUCUGUCUUAUAUUCCUUUUGCAAGGGAUGCUGUGAUUAAAUGCUUCUCAUCCUGUCUAGGGUAAAUUAAAACCAGGAACCACUGUCUACUUCAAAAGGCAACUUUUUCCUUUGUAAAUUUUGCUCAAAAAACUCUACUUUGCCGCUUCUGAAAUACGCAGUAGCAGUUUAGUAUUUUCCUUGCCUUUUGCACUUGGGAGAUUAAAUAGUUUUUACUAGAAAUAGUUUUUAAAAUAAAUUUGAAGAAUUAUUUGUGUUUACCCUGGAACUUCCAGGCUUUUUUCUAACAAGAAAGUACAUUUAAAUACUUCAUACAGAGUAGUCUUAACACUACUUUGUAUCCAGUAACAGUUUAUUCCUCAGUGGAGGCAAGUCACUAAGACCUGGGUAGUAUGCAUUAAGAUUCCAUUUACAGUUCUGUUUAAAAUUUGCAAUGUGCCAUUUAUGUUUGUAUAUUAUCCAUUGUAUGCUCUUCCAAAGACAGAGUUUUAUAAACAUUGUAAAGAUUUGGAAGGUUGGAAUUAACUGCUGCUUUGAAAUGUCUAUACAUGUGCCUUAUGGGAAAAACUUAAUGAGAAUGUGAAAGGUAUGUUUAAAACCUGUUGGAUUUUAUUAAAAAAGUUGUAUUUUAAAUGUUUUUUUAAAAAACUUUCAUACCUAAAUACUUUUAACUAAAAGAACUUACGGCUAAUGUAUAAAUGGGACUUGUGAAAUAAAUUCAUUUUAAAAGUG
This is a messenger RNA of Passer domesticus (house sparrow), 1361 nucleotides long. It is a transcript of the gene SFT2D1, whose product is annotated as SFT2 domain containing 1. Lineage: Eukaryota; Metazoa; Chordata; Aves; Passeriformes; Passeridae. The record is from RefSeq and is a predicted model, not a curated record. The transcript has 8 exons. Bases 215 to 694 code for a protein of 159 amino acids. Gene Ontology annotation, cellular component: membrane. Gene Ontology annotation, biological process: vesicle-mediated transport.